CCGUGCUUCUCGUCGAGCGACAUGGCGUCGUCUUAAAGCGUAGAGAAGUCGCAGCGGUUUUGUUGACAAGUGGUUAAGAUGGCAGCCGACUCCUCAGACAAAAAGGAUGGAGACUCCUCGGGGACCAAAGACCGAGAUCGGAAGCGCAGCCGUUCACGAGACCGCGAUCGUAAAGUUUCACCAUCCCGCAAACGGCAUCGGUCACGUGAACGAAACCGUUCCAAAUCUCCAGAUAGAGACCGACGACUGAAAGACAGAGACAAGGACCGUGACAGAGACAAGGACAGAGACAGGAGUCGUAAGGACAGAGACAGCCAUCGGCGUGAUAAAGAUCGCCCCAAGAGGUCCAGAAGCUCCUCGCCAAAGUCAAGGGACGCGAGGCUGAAGAGAGAGAAGGAUAUAAAGGCAGAGGAAGAGGAAGAUGAUAAAAAGAAGAAAGAGAAGGUCCAGCCGCUGUCUUUGGAGGAGCUUCUGGCCAAGAAGAAAGCAGAGGAGGAGGCAGAAGCAAAGCCAAAAUUCCUCUCCAAAGAGGAGCGAGAAGCCGAGGCGCUGAAGCGCCGAGAGCAGCAGACCGAAGAGAGGCGGAGGAUGCUGGACGAGGAGAGGAAGAAGAGGAGGAUGUUUCAGGACAUCGGGAGGAAAAUGCUGGAGGACCCGCAGGAGAGGGAGAGGCGAGAGCGCAGGGAGCGGAUGGAGCGAGAGAGCAACGGCAACGAAGAAGACGACGGACGGCAGAAGCUCAGAGAGGAGAAGGAUAAAAGCAAAGAGCUGGUUGCCAUUAAAGAGCGUUAUCUGGGCGGGCUCAAAAAGCGCCGGAGGACUCGUCACCUGAACGACAGGAAGUUCGUGUUCGAGUGGGACGCCUCCGAGGACACUUCAGUCGACUACAACCCCAUUUACAAAGAGAAACAUCAGGUGCAGCUGUACGGCCGAGGCUUCAUCGCCGGCAUCGACCUGAAGCAGCAGAAAAGAGAGCAGUCGCGUUUUUACGGCGACCUGAUGGAGAAGAGGCGAACACUGGAAGAGAAGGAGCAGGAGGAGACGAGACUGAAGAAAAUGCGUAAGAAGGAGGCGAAGCAGCGCUGGGACGACAGACACUGGUCCCAGAAGAAGCUGGACGAGAUGACCGACAGAGACUGGCGAAUCUUCAGGGAGGACUACAGCAUCACCACCAAGGGAGGGAAGAUCCCCAACCCCAUCAGGAACUGGAAGGAGUACGCGCUGCCCGCACACAUCCUGGAGGUCAUCGACAAGUGUGGCUACAAGGAUCCGACUCCCAUCCAGAGGCAGGCCAUUCCUAUUGGUUUACAGAACCGCGACAUCAUCGGCGUGGCUGAGACCGGCAGCGGUAAAACGGCCGCCUUCCUGAUCCCACUGCUGGUCUGGAUCACCACACUGCCAAAAAUCGACCGGAUCGAAGACUCGGACCAGGGUCCGUACGCCGUGAUCUUGGCGCCGACUCGUGAGUUGGCGCAGCAGAUUGAAGAGGAAACGAUCAAGUUUGGCAAACCGCUGGGCAUUCGGACGGUGGCCGUCAUCGGAGGAAUCUCCAGAGAGGACCAGGGCUUCCGCCUGAGGAUGGGCUGCGAGAUCGUCAUCGCCACCCCCGGGCGUCUGAUCGACGUGCUGGAGAACCGGUACCUGGUCCUGGGCCGCUGCACCUACGUGGUCCUGGACGAGGCCGAUCGCAUGAUCGACAUGGGCUUCGAGCCCGACGUCCAGAAGAUCCUGGAGUACAUCCCCGUGACCAACCAGAAGCCGGACACCGACGAGGCCGAGGACCCCGAGAAGAUGACCAUGAACUUUGAGUCCGGGAAACACAAAUACAGACAAACCGUCAUGUUCACCGCCACCAUGCCGCCCGCCGUGGAGAGGCUGGCCAGGAGCUACCUGAGGCGCCCGGCCGUGGUGUACAUCGGCUCGGCUGGAAAGCCGCACGAGAGAGUGGAGCAGAAGGUCCUGCUGAUGUCGGAGGGAGAGAAGAGGAAGAAGCUCCUGGAGGUUUUGUCGCACGGCUUCGAGCCGCCCAUCAUCAUCUUCGUCAACCAGAAGAAAGGCUGCGACGUGCUGGCCAAGUCUCUGGAGAAGAUGGGGUACAAUGCUUGCACGCUGCACGGUGGAAAAGGCCAGGAGCAGAGAGAGUUUGCUCUCUCCAACCUCAAAGCCGGAGCCAAAGACAUCCUGGUGGCCACUGACGUCGCCGGCCGAGGUAUCGACAUCCAGGACGUCUCCAUGGUCAUUAACUACGACAUGGCCAAGAACAUCGAGGACUACAUCCAUCGUAUCGGCCGUACGGGCCGUGCUGGUAAGAGCGGCGUGGCCAUGACGUUCCUCACCAAGGAGGACUCGGCGGUGUUCUACGACCUGAAGCAGGCCAUCCUGGAGAGCCCGGUCUCCACCUGCCCCCCCGAGCUGGCCAACCACCCCGACGCUCAGCACAAACCCGGAACCAUCCUGACCAAGAAGAGGAGGGAAGAGACCAUCUUCGCCUAGACUGUCCGAUCCUGCCGCCACCCUACGAGGAGUUUCCUUCUUUUUCCUGUUUUACAUCCAGGAUUUGGUUUCUCAGGAUAUUUGCAUCAGUUUCUGUUAUUUUUUAAAAUGCCAAUUCUUGUAUAGAGAAGGACCGCAAACAUCAUUCAUCCAAAAUCCCAUCUCCUCUGUACAACUGUCAGCUUUGGAAAAAGUGAGUUUGGAUGUGUAGAAGUGCUGUGUUGUGCAUUUUUAGUUUUUUUGUCCUAACUUUUCUUCCCGUUGUAAAAGACCAAUGCUCGAGUGACACAUUUUGCAUCCUUUGACAAAACUGUGUUUUAAAUAUAAACAUUUGUAUGAAGUACAUUCUUCAGUUUUUACCGACUAAAAAAAACAGAUAUUUGUAAGUUGACUUCGCUGCAUGAUUAAUUCAUUACACACUUUCUCUAAAAAAAAAAAAGACAAAUUAUGGUUUUCCGUAAUCUCAUGGUGCAAAAAAAAAUUUUUCUUAUGAUUUUGUGCAGUAAGCACUAAAGAGAUGAAUUUCGUGGCAUUGUUUUCCAGUUCCAUGCACGCCGUACGGCAUCACAAGUUCCCAGUGUAGAAUUUUUAAUGCAGCUAAAAGCAAAAGUAGCUACAAACCUUUUAAAUAUAUGCCAAUUAUAGCAAAUUUUCCAUUAAAAAAUUGGAGUAGAUGAGACGUCCAACAUUUUGAAUGAGUUUUUCCCACAUGUGCACAGGAAGAACAUGCAAACCUCGCACAUACAAACACACAUACCAUUUUGACUUGAAGUGACUGGUGUCUGUGCAGCUCCAAAGCGAAAUUGUAAUAAACAAAUGACCCCAACAAAAGUACAUAAAAUGUCAUGUUUAUUUAGUUUUGAAGUCAUAUUUCACUUAGCGUUGUAAAUCUAUUUUCAAAUAGAAAGCAUUCUAUACAGCAUCAGGCAGGAAAUGUCUUAACUUUUUACACAUUUGCUGUCUCUUUUUGAUAAAUAGAAGGGAAGAGGCGUGUCGUGUCACGCUAGCACGCUGUCUGGUGGAUACAUGUUUUAUAUUUAGUGCAGUUAUUGCAUUACAAAGCAACCAUCCCCAAAAAAAAUGAAAGAAAACAAAAAUAAACAUAGUGCAAUUUUUUUUUUUCUACUCACACAAAAGAGGAAGUCCAAAUGGUCUAUAAGGCGUUUAAAGUUUUUCAAUGUUAGGCUUCGUAUUGCAUACAGAAUAAGACAGAGGAAAAGAAAUUAUAACCCUUUGUAAAAAUUGUGCUUCGUCAGUUGCUAAAUUGGUCCGCUUUGAAAAAACAUACUCUGCCAAAAUAUCAUGAAAGUAGCUAAUUGUUGAACUAAGACAUGCAGGGCUCUAAUAAUUCACUCAUUCGUUUUAUGUCAAAUUAAUUAA
This is a messenger RNA of Salarias fasciatus (jewelled blenny), 3873 nucleotides long. RefSeq names its product DEAD (Asp-Glu-Ala-Asp) box polypeptide 23 (gene ddx23). NCBI's taxonomy places the organism in Eukaryota, Metazoa, Chordata, Actinopteri, Blenniiformes, Blenniidae. Gene Ontology annotation, molecular function: nucleic acid binding; RNA helicase activity; ATP binding. Bases 79 to 2493 code for a protein of 804 amino acids. The transcript has 17 exons. The record is from RefSeq and is a predicted model, not a curated record.